AUGUCAAGCUUUAAAAACUACUUUACGAAGUAUUCUUACUGUGAUGGUGCCGCUGCCUCCAGUGCUGCCUCCAGUGCUGCCUCCAGUGCUGCCACCAGUGCUUCCUCCAGUGCUGCUACCAGUGCUGCCUCCAGUGCUUCCUCCAGUGCUUCCUCCAGUUCUGCCACCGGUGCUGCCACCAGUGCUUCCUCCAGUGCUGCCACCAGUGCUUCCUCCAGUGCUGCUACCAGUGCUGCCUCCAGUGCUUCCUCCAGUGCUUCCUCCAGUGCUGCCUCCGGUGCUGCCACCAGUGUUGCCUCCGGUGCUGCCACCAAUCUUGCCUCCGGUGCUGCCACCAGUCUCGCCUCCGGUGCUGCCACCAGUCUCGCCUCCGGUGCUGCCACCAGUCUUGCCUCCGGUGCUGCCACCAGUGCUUCCUCCAGUACUGCCACCACUCUCGCCUCCGGUGCUGCCACCAGUCUCGCCUCCGGUGCUGCCACCAGUGUUGCCUCCGGUGCUGCCACCAAUCUUGCCUCCGGUGCUGCCACCAGUCUCGCCUCCGGUGCUGCCACCAGUCUUGCCUCCGGUGCUGCCACCAGUGCUUCCUCCAGUACUGCCACCACUCUCGCCUCCGGUGCUGCCACCAGUCUCGCCUCCGGUGCUGCCACCAGUGCUUCCUCCAGUACUGCCACCAGUGUCGCCUCCGGUGCUGCCACCAGUGUUGCCUCCGGUGCUGCCACCAAUCUUGCCUCCGGUGCUGCCACCAGUCUCGCCUCCGGUGCUGCCACCAGUCUUGCCUCCGGUGCUGCCACCAGUGCUUCCUCCAGUACUGCCACCACUCUCGCCUCCGGUGCUGCCACCAGUCUCGCCUCCGGUGCUGCCACCAGUGCUUCCUCCAGUACUGCCACCAGUGUCGCCUCCGGUGCUGCCACCAGUUUCGCCUCCGGUGCUGCCACCAGUGUCGCCUCCGGUGCUGCCACCGGUCUUGCCUCCGGUGCUGCCACCAGUCUCGCCUCCGGUGCUGCCACCAGUCUCGCCUCCGGUGCUGCCACCAGUGCUUCCUCCAGUACUGCCACCAGUGUCGCCUCCGGUGCUGCCACCAGUGUCGCCUCCGGUGCUGCCACCAGUCUCGCCUCCGGUGCUGCCACCAGUCUCGCCUCCGGUGCUACCACCAGUCUUGCCUCCGGUGCUGCCACCAGUUUUGCCUCCGGUGCUGCCACCAGUCUCGCCUCCGGUGCUGCCACCAGUGCUUCCUCCAGUACUGCCACCAGUGUCGCCUCCGGUGCUGCCACCAGUUUCGCCUCCGGUACUGCCACCAGUGUCGCCUCCGGUGCUGCCACCAGUCUCGCCUCCGGUGCUGCCACCAGUUUUGCCUCCGGUGCUACCACCAGUCUUGCCUCCGGUGCUGCCACCAGUCUUGCCUCCAGUGCUACCUCCAGUGCUGCCUCCAGUGCUGCCUCCAGUGUUGCCUCCAGUGCUGCCUCCAGUGCUGCCUCCAUUGUUACCUCCGGUGCUGCCACCAGUCUUGCCCCCGGUGCUACCACCAGUGUUGCCUCCAGUGCUGCCUCCGGUACUGCCUCCGGUGCUGCCUCCAGUGCUGCCACCAGUGCUGCCUCCUGUGUUGCCUCCGUUAUUACCGUUGCCAUUCCAGUCAACGUUAUCGCCGUUGGCUCCACUGCAGGUGUUUUUGAUGACGGUCACGUCCCCGAUGAUAUCUACAAAUAA
Messenger RNA from Cydia amplana, 1704 nucleotides. Its product is annotated as pneumococcal serine-rich repeat protein-like. The record is from RefSeq and is a predicted model, not a curated record. Bases 1 to 1704 code for a protein of 567 amino acids. The transcript has 2 exons. NCBI's taxonomy places the organism in Eukaryota, Metazoa, Arthropoda, Insecta, Lepidoptera, Tortricidae.